This is a messenger RNA of Phascolarctos cinereus (koala), 7364 nucleotides long. RefSeq names its product quiescin sulfhydryl oxidase 2 (gene QSOX2). Gene Ontology annotation, molecular function: flavin-dependent sulfhydryl oxidase activity; protein disulfide isomerase activity. Gene Ontology annotation, biological process: protein folding. Gene Ontology annotation, cellular component: Golgi membrane. NCBI's taxonomy places the organism in Eukaryota, Metazoa, Chordata, Mammalia, Diprotodontia, Phascolarctidae. The record is from RefSeq and is a predicted model, not a curated record.
GAACAUGGAUCUUCCAACUCUUAAGAGUUAAAGCUACUCCUCUUCUAUUCCUAGGAAUAAAGCUGACUACUGAGCCAAUGUUUUAAAGAAUCCUGUAGUGUCCCAUUUAUACAGAAGUCUAAUCACCUUAACCACCCAAAAACAGUCAACUUAGGACAAAAUGCCUUCUCAGCAAUGGGAGUCACAAAGCCUAGCCAUCUUGCCCAAAGACCUCUCUAGAGUAGAGUAAUUCUGGAUAACUUUAACUUAUUAAGUUUAAAACCAGAAGGAUACAAUAGCGGCUAAUUUUAGAGGGAAAAGAGAAAAACUAAAAAGCCAUGUAGGAGUAUUUAGUGUUUGAGAAAGAGCUCCAUAGCUCCAAAAUGUCACAGUGACAUCAAAAACCCACAUAGACACCAGUGCCAGAAAGGACCAGAGAGCUUAGUCCAACACUCUCAUUAUAAAGAUGGAGAAAAUGGAAGCCCAGAUACGUUACUUGUUUCAAGAUCACAAAGCUUGGUCAAAAGCCCAGGCUUGUACUAAAAAGAACCAAAUCUCCUGUCCUCUCAGGUUAACAGCUUUCCACUAAACUACAACAGAUCAACAAAAAGAGGACCACGAGGAAGGAUGGGGUCACAUCCAAAUAAGUCCAGUUCAGCCAUUAUGCCUUAUGGCCAGUCCUCAGGCAUCAAAAAAGUCACUCUACCCAUGGUGCAUAAUACGAGUUAUAAAACUGAAGGAGCCUUAGAGUCCUCUCUGGCCCUAACCUCUUAAGUGACAAAUGGGGAAACUGAGGCCUGGAACGGGGAAAUGGCUCCCUUAAGAUGCCAGUUAUCUGGGCUGCAAUUUCAUUUCAGUGACAGAAGAUGCAGUGGGAUAAUGAAAGCGAUUUAACGACUGCUCUAAGGUCAUCUGACAGCGCACCCCCCUCCCAAACCAUAGGAGAAGCUGGCCACCUAUCCCAACAUGUCGCCGAGUUCCGGUUUUGGAAAGUGUUGCGGGUGAGAGAAGAGAAAAGGGGAGGAGGGAGGAAAUGAGCAAAACCAGAAAACAAAACUAGCCUCCGAGUCGGGAAAGUACAACCUCCUCCCCCUCUCCCUCCCCUUCCGAUCUAGACUUGGCGGUAUCGUGACAAAGCUGGACUCCCUCCGGGCCGAGCAAAGAGCGAUCCAGCGAUCCCGUCUACGAGGACUGGAGAGACAGGGGUCCAAGCGUUGCUAAAAGAGCUCCAUAGCCAAGGCGGACGGCGGCGCACGUGACGGCGGUUGCCAGGGUGAAGGGUCAACGCCCCCCCACGGGCGCGUCCAAGAUGGCGGCGGCGGGGCGCUGGGGCUGGGGCUCCGGCGGAGGGCCCCGCAGGUGGUCGCUGCCGCCGCUAAUCUGGAUGCUGCUACUCGCCUCGGUGGGUUCCGGGGUCAGAGCUGCCGGAGCUCGGCUGUACAACGCCGGCGGCGCGGACGCCGUGUGGGCGCUGGACGCCGGGAGCGUGCGCGCGGCCACGGGCAACAGCUCGGCCGCGUGGCUGGUGCAGUUUUACUCUUCGUGGUGCGGCCACUGCAUUCACUACGCGCCCGUGUGGCGGGCCCUGGCGCGCGACGUGCGAGACUGGGCUUCUGCCAUUAGAGUCGCUGUCUUGGAUUGUGCUGCAGAAGAAAACUAUGACACCUGUAGGGACUAUGGUAUUCAUUUUUACCCAACUUUUAGGUAUUUUAAAGCAUUUACAAAGGAGUUCACAACUGGAGAAAAUUACAAAGCAGGAAUUGAUAGAGAGCCUCAGACAGUAAGGCAAACGAUGAUUGAUUUCCUCCAGAAUCAUACCCAAGGAAACAGACCUCCUGCUUGUCCAUCUUUAGACCCUGUUACGUCCAGUGACAUUUCUCCUCUCUUGGAAAACAAUGAUGGUCGUUACAUUGCUAUUUUGUUUGAAAGCAAUAACUCAUAUGUUGGACGAGAGGUGAUAUUAGACUUGAUUCAGUACAAAAACAUUGUGGUAAAAAGAACGCUGAAUUCUGAUAAGGCAUUUCUCAAGAAGCUUGGUAUUACUUCAGUCCCUUCAUGUUACCUGAUUUAUCCAAAUGGGUCUCAUGGAUUAAUUAGCAUUUUGAAGCCCCUCCGUUCUUUCUUCUCUUCCUAUUUAAAGUCAUUACCUGGUGUGAGGAAAAAAAUGGUCUCACAGUUUCCAUUUACAGUGAAACCAAACAAAGAUGACAAUUCAGAGGUCAUAGUCUGGAGAGAAUUUGAUAAGUCAAAACUUUAUAUGGCUGAUCUUGAGUCAGGGUUGCAUUAUCUCCUUCGAGUGGAGCUUGCUGCUCAUAAGACCCUGGAGGGAGCUGAGCUGAAGACCUUCAGGAAUUUUAUUACAGUCAUUGCAAAGCUAUUUCCUGGCCGCCAACCUGUGGUGAAGUUGUUGGAAACUUUACAGGAAUGGUUGGUCAGCCUUCCUCUGGACAAAAUCCCUUACAAUGCAAUCCUGGACCUGGUCAAUAACAAAAUGCGGAUUUCUGGAAUAUUUCUACCUAAUCAUGUUAAGUGGGUUGGAUGCCAAGGAAGCAGACCAGAGUUAAGGGGUUACACUUGUUCUCUUUGGAAACUUUUCCACACUUUAACUGUCCAGGCUGUAGUUCGUCCAAGAGCUCUGGCCAACACAGGUUUUGAAGAUAAUCCCCAAGUGGUUUUGCAGAUUAUGAGACGGUACCUUGAGACAUUUUUUGGAUGUAGAGAAUGUGCUCAGCAUUUUGAAGAAAUGGCUAAAGAAUCCAUGGACUCAGUGAAAACUCUGGAUGAAGCAGUUCUCUGGUUAUGGAAGACACACAACAUAGUGAAUAACAUGCUGGCAGGCCAGCCAAGUGAAGAUCCCAAAUUUCCAAAGGUUCAGUGGCCAACACCAGAACUCUGCCCAGGCUGCCAUGAGGAAAUUAAGGGCCUGGACAGCUGGAAUGAAGUACAAGUUCUAACAUUCUUAAAGCAUCAUUAUGGCACCAAAAAUAUCUUAAAUAAGUAUGCUGAAGACCAGGAUGAGCCUAAUGAAAUCAUAUUAGAGACCAAACAGGAGUCAAAAGUAAAUGUUAUCCUGAAGAAUCCAAAUGGAAAACAAGAGCUGAACCUGGAUCUGCCAAAUGUUUUGGACCCCGAAUCUCAUAUUUUAGAUAAAUUAAAUAAUAGACCUGACAGAGAUAAAAUUGAACAUCCAUAUGAAUCUAAGAUUCAUAUAGAGGCCAAACAGUCUGGGUCUUUCUUAGGGACUGGCUUUUCCAACAUUGACAUGAGCCUGUGUGUUCUACUAUAUGUUGCAUCAUCCGUCUUUUUAAUGAUAAUGUAUUUUUUCUCCCGAAUGAGGUCCAAAUGGUGGAAAGUAAAGUAUUAUCGCUCACCAGUAUAAAACAUUUUUUAAAAAUUAUUAUUGUUGAUAAAUCAGAGACAAAGUUUCUUUGUAAAUGGCAAAUUGUCAGCACCAGAUGCAGCUUUAAUAUUUAUGAUCAGGGAUUUUAUGCCAUAGUAGAAUUGGGUUUCAAACUACAUUUUCCUCGUUCUGUAUUCAAUCACCCAUUAUAUGAAUGUCCUGUCAUGCAAAGAAAAAGUAUUGGGCCUUUCCAUGGCAUUACUUGUAUAUUUCAUAGCAUUGAAUAUUUGCAUCUUUUAUGGAUCUAUAGCAUAAAGAACUAUUCUUCUUUAUUCACUCUUCCACAUUUUAAAAAGAAAAAAAAUUAAUGCUAUCCCAUAUAUUAAAAAUAUUUCCCAUUAAGGUUUUACAUCCUAAAUUUUCUAAACAGUAUGUCUCUUUGUUGCUCAUUUGCCAAAACUGUUUUUAUAUUUGGAGAAGCACAUAUUGAUAUUUUCAGUGGUAACAGUCAAGCAUUUUUGGUCCAUUUUAUGGUACAGGCUGCAUCUUGGAAGGAGAAGGCUUUCAGGGUAGAUGUUCAUCUUUCUGGAUGCUGAAAAUCACCUUCUAAGAUGACAUUUCCUCGAAGUUUUGGGUAAUCUGAUUAUACUUUGUGGUUUUUGCCCCCUGGGCUGUUCCCACAUGAACUAGAGGGAACUGUCACUAGAGAUAGAGCAGAAAACCUGAAAAACAAACAAGAUCAUGUUUAUAUCGGUGUUUCCUCAGAGCCAGUGAUUCUUGGGGAAGCAGAAGAAAAGCUCUCAGUUAUUUCUAUGCUUUGAAGGUUGCUGAUAGCAGUUCUGUCUGUAAGUUAUCUGAGUUGGUGGUGAUUUUUUCAUUUAAUGAAUUUCAAGUAAAUACACACCUAACAAAUUAGUUUGGUGAAAAAACAAAACUAUUUCUUCAUUCUUUGAGGUUAAAUUAUUUGGGUCAGGAGAAAUAGAUCUUUAAAGACAUGACUCUGAGUGGGUUUUUUUUUCCCAACCUGUUCAUAAGAAAUAUGUGAGCAAGUGAAUGCUUUUAAGGUCUCUCCAUCCUGUGAUUGUCCUCUUUGUGUGAGUGGAUUCGAGUCUUGCCUGGAUUCUGCUCAUGUUCAGUAAUAAUGUUAAUGGAAUAAAGAGUUAUUAUUACAGUGUCACUGUGAUUUGGACCAUUGCGGUGUUUCUGUUACAGAGUCAGGGUAGAGCCAGGAGACUUGACAGAAGUGUGCUUUAAAAUAGAAGUUAGAAGACCAGAUCUUUGCCAAGGAGAUGGAAACCAGGCAAGUUGCCAUAUCCAUCUUUUAAUAAUUAAAUAAAAAAUCUACUUAAGUUUAUGCCAGCAUUAAAUUAUUAAAUUAGCUUUUAUUAGAUGUUGCUCUUAUUCUCUAACAUCUUUUUAAGCACUGUGAUGAAAUGACCUUUCUCUUAUUUUGGGUGGAAAUUUCCUGAUUUAUCAUUGUGUAUGUAAAGUGCUGGAAUAUUGCAGCACAAUAUAUGGACUUCUAGAAAAGGACUACUCCUGUAGUGGGAAAGAGUGGGAACUCAUUUGAAUAUUAUCGAUCUUGGCCAAAAGGCCAAGAAGCAAUCAUUUUAAUAUUAUUCGUUACUUUGAGAACAUAGUGAAAGUGGAGCUAGUAGUUAGGUUUGGAAAGGUGAGAUAUGUUCAUUGGAUCUUAUUGGCUGCCAAUCUUUGCUGCCCUUUAAAUAGACCAGGAGAGAGCAGAUCAUUCUUACAGGACACCCUCUACUACUGAAACUUGAAGGGCAUUCAAGAGGAAACCCAGUUCUGUGGCUCAAAAAGACAGCCAGUCUGUUCUGAACGCUAAAGAUAAAACUGUACUAAGGACUGGAUUCCAAGAUUCUUAACUGGUGUAGCCAUUUAGAGCCUGUGGACUAUGUUAGGGCCUAUGUUAGGCUGAGGUGAUCAUAGUAAAUGGACUGAAUUUCACCUCAAAGGAGAGAAGCAGCCUUGUAUAUGUUUAGGGAGUAUACUAGGCUGGUGACCUCCAACAGAGAUGGAUAAGGAAUAGAAAUUAGAGUCUAGAUGUAAAACUGGAAGACCAUCUCUAAGUCACUAGAAACAUGACUGCGUUGUCUUGUAUCACUUUUAAGCGUUACCUUUUUCUCUUAAUUUGAUAAUAAUUAUUCCUAACCACCUUUUUCUCACUUGGAUUAAGGGAAGGAAAGCUUGCUAGUAGCAAAGGAGGGUCAGUUAGACCAGUAGGGAUUUCUUAAAGUUUAGGAUUGGACUGGUGAUAGUGGAAGAGAGAAAAAAGGAAGAAAACCAUUGAGGCAGAGACUUUGGGAUUAUGAAAUUAAAAACUAGUGAUUCCCUAGCCUCACAGGGAUUUUUUCUGUCAGCACCUAUCCUUUUCUAAUGUUGAGUCAGAGGAAAAUAAUUUCAAAAGAAUAAUACUUUCAGAAGUUAUAUAUAGGGUGUUGAAAAAUAAUGGGGAAAGAAGAUGGACUACAAGAUCUAUAAGGUCCCUUUCAGUUCUGAGGUUGCAUAAAUAUAGUAGUUAUUCAAAUCCUUGUGUAUUUAAAAGUUUUAAGUUUUUUAUCCCUUUUGAAAUCAAACUAUAUCACAAAUUAAACUACACUUUAAUAUCUGAUUUCAUGAUAUCCCCAUCUCCACCUUUGCCAAAAUUCUGCCUGUUUUUGGUAUUUUAUUUUUAACAGGAAUAUAGCAUUAGGAUUUUGAAGGCAGAGUGGCAUUCUUGGGGAAAACUAAUGUUUUCUGUGAAGUGUGGAACGGAUACCCAAAGGAAAAUUUCUGGAGUGGUUUAGAAGACCUUUGUAUCUUUUGAUUUGUCACAAAAGCUUUAUCUGGAGACAUGUUUGUAUGGAUUUUUUUGAGUGCUUUUGGAAGGCAGUGCUUUUUUCUUCUGCUUUUGUUAUUUUUUUUUUAUAAGAUAACUGGCCAAAGGACAGCCUUUUGGUGUUUACAAGACCAUUUUUAUGUUGAUUUCAUUGUUAAAACUUCAGGGCAGUGGACAGUUUUAGUAAAAAAGAAAAACUUCAACAAGACAUUUCUUUGCACAAAUAUUACCAACUUUUGCUUUAUGGUUUUGUUUAUUACUAGAUUAUAAAGAUUUGUUUGAAAAAGAAAGCAAGAAGCUAAAGAACUCCAGUUCUCUUAUUAGAGGGUAUAAUAUGAAUUUCAUCCAUUCCUCUGUCAUUGGAGGACAGGCUUUGAGUGAUCUUGAUUUAUUUCUAUUGCUUAUCAGAUUGGGUCUUCCAAGCUUUAUGUUUCUCGGUUCCAUAAUGGGAGGUUCCAAAUUGUUGGAGUAUGUAAGGGUCAAGUAUUAAGUUUGGAGAGGGAAGAAAUGGGUAAAUAUAAAAUGUACAAAGUCAAAUAUUCUUAGUCCAAAAAUUGUUUUCUGGUUCAUGCUUUAAAUUCCCUUUCCUUAAAGUAGCUUCCUUUUAAAUGAUCUUAAUUAUUAUUGCCACCCAAUAAUAGGGCUUUUUAAAAGUUACUUUGCUAAAAGCCCUUAGAAUUCGAAGUGAGCAUUUAAAUUUCAUAGCAUCAUAUUGUAAAGUUACAGCGGUUUGUGGGAUAGUUUUGUGUCCUUUUGAGAGGUGAUGACAAAAAAGUUUCACCACAGACCAAUAAAUGUGAAAUUCACAUUUAGGGAGGGGACCAGGGAGCCAAAUUAUUUCUUUUCUCCAGUGUCUGUGAUGGGAGGAGUUACUGUGCCAAGAGAACCAAAAAUAUUUUCUCAAUUCAUUUUAAACUACAAAUGGUAUGCUACAGAUGAUGCUCAUGUUUGAAAUUGAUAUUUGUAUUUUUUUAAAUUGCUAAGGUGUAUUUUCUAAGUCUAGAGAUAGCAUAAAAAGUUGUUGAAAGCUAAUAAAUAUGUUUCAUUAAUUUAAAUGAUUAUUUAUUUUUUAAUGGAAGGAUUUUGAUGAAAAGCCAAUGGAUAAAGUAUUGAUGUUAUUUCUCUCAACACAGAAAAGGCCCAUUUUGUAUUGAAUUGGCUGGCUCUACUGUAUACAUUUUUGAAAUAAAGAAAUCUGACAUUUUA